Molecule: messenger RNA, 2320 nt
Organism: Effrenium voratum
Lineage: Eukaryota; Dinophyceae; Suessiales; Symbiodiniaceae
Source: the annotation of a GenBank genome assembly
GCUUUUGGCUCAGCCGGAAGCCGGCGCCAAGAUUUUGGGAGAUGGCUCUCUAUCCCGUGUCCUUCGUAGUUCCAGAGGUGCCUCGAGCGAGCCCGAGCCAGAGCAGCACCACUGAAAGGAGGCCCCCGGCGAAGGCCAGCGCCAAUGCUGCAAGCAUUGGACUGACAGCAGUGGCUGGAGCAGUUGCUGGCCUGCGGCGACGCUCGGCCCGGCGAGUAAGGCUACCGCCUCUUCGUGUUGCCACACUGGAUAAGCCCGGCGUCAUUGAGAGGGAGGACAUCCGCAACAUUGCCAUCAUUGCACACGUUGACCAUGGAAAGACCACGCUCACCAAUGCCCUCAUGACGCAGUGCGGCAUGUCGAAGUUGAAGUCCAUGGACAGCGACCAGCUGGAGCAGGAGCGUGGCAUCACCAUCCUGGCAAAGAAUGCCGCUGUGACGUACAAAGGCAUCAAGAUCAACAUCGUGGACACCCCGGGCCACGCAGACUUUGGUGGCGAGGUUGAGCGGAUCCUCAACAUGGCAGAUGCCUGUUUGUUGUUGGUGGAUGCUGCCGAGGGCCCCAUGCCGCAGACAAAGUUCGUGCUGAGGCAAGCUCUGAAGCUGGGGAAAAAGUUGAUCGUUUGCAUCAACAAGGUGGACAAGCCAGCGUCCAGGGUGGAUUGGGUCCUUGAUACCACCUUUGACCUCUUUGGCUGUCUUGGCGCUGACGAUGAAGCCUGCGAUUUCCCGGUGGUCUACGCCUCCGGCUUCCAGGGUGUGGCCUCUGUGGACGGCCCCGAGGAUCUCCAGGAGGACUUGAAGCCUCUGCUGGACACCAUCCUGGAGGAGACACCUUUGCCAAAAGUUGACCCAGAAGCUCCUUUGCAAAUGCUAGUCUCGAACCUGGACUAUGAUGAUUAUGUCGGGCGCAUUUGCAUCGGCCGCCUCAUGGCUGGAUCGCUGAAAGUCGGCAGCGAGGUGGGCUUCAUGUACGGGGAGAAGGGGGGGCUGCGCAAGGGGACUGUCUCCAAACUCUGGCAAUUUCAGAACAACGACCGGGUGCCAGUCGACGAGGUGACAGCCGGAGACAUUUGCUGCUUUGCUGGGAUGUCUGAGGUGAAGAUCGGCGACACUGUGGUGGACAUGUCGAACCCUACACCUCUGCCGCCUAUUCAGGUGGAGGAGCCCACCGUGGCCAUGGAGUUCGCCACCAACAAGUCCCCCUUCGCCGGAAAGGCCAAGGAGUCUACAAAGGUCACGCCUCCGCAAAUCAAGGCACGAUUGGAGAAGGAGUGUCUCACGAAUUUGGCUCUGCGAGUGGAACCAGGCAGCACGUCUGAGAGCUUCAAGGUGAAGGGACGAGGCACUUUGCAGCUGGGCAUCCUAAUGGAGAACAUGCGUCGGGAGGGUUUCGAGUUCAUGGUCAGCGCGCCAGAAGUGCUUUUGCGCAAAGAUCCCGAAACCCGCAAGACGAUGGAGCCGUUUGAGGAAGUCGUCAUUGACGUGCCCAACGAGUAUCAGGGUGUGGUUCUGGAGGAGAUGCAGAAGAAGGGCGGCGUCAUGAAGACCAUGGAGUCUGGAGCGGUGCCAGACACUUCGGUUCUGACCUUCGACAUCCCCACGCGCAACACCAUCGGAAUGCCCGGCAAGUUUGCCCAGAGGACCUCGGGCACCGCCGUGAUGAGCUCGCAGUUCUCGCAUUGGGGCGAGUUCGAUGGCAACAGCAUCAAGCUGCGGGAGAAAGGCUCCAUCGUGACGGUCGCCACUGGCAAGACCACCUUUUACAGCCUCGAGAACUUCAAGAAUCGCGGCAAAUUCUUCGUUGACCCCGCUGAAGAAGUCUACGCUGGGCAAGUGAUUGGCCUCUCCAACAAGGACAUCGAUCUGAACGUGAACAUCACGAAGGAGAAGGCUGCCAGCAACAUGCGGGAAAAAACCGGUACUGUCACGGGGUCCAUCGCGCCCAAGAUCCAGAUGAGCAUUGAUGAUUGGCUUGGGCACAUGGACACGGAUGAGAUCCUGGAGGUCACGCCUUUGGACUGUCGCUUAGCCAAGAAGAAUCCGGCGAAGGUCAAGUGAGCACCCGAGACACUGAGCCACUGAGCUGAGCUGAAUCAAUCUUGCAAGGCGCAUGCCGUUUUGUCAGGCCACAGCCUCUCUCUCUUUCAAAGGAAGCGAAGACGUCUAUUGGACUUGAGUAGGGCUUGGAGCCGGUUUGGAGUGGCGAGGUGUUGGCUGGAUGCAGAUAUUCCAGCUGUCAUUUUGUGCUCCGCGCUAAGCGCUGGAGCCAUUUUCUUGACACAGCUGCAAUGAUAGAAAGUGACACUGCCGAGUUGGGA